Anguilla rostrata (American eel) is the source of this 2410-nucleotide messenger RNA. It is a transcript of the gene gtf2a1l, whose product is annotated as general transcription factor IIA, 1-like. The transcript has 9 exons. Lineage: Eukaryota; Metazoa; Chordata; Actinopteri; Anguilliformes; Anguillidae. Gene Ontology annotation, cellular component: transcription factor TFIIA complex. Gene Ontology annotation, biological process: transcription by RNA polymerase II; transcription initiation at RNA polymerase II promoter. Bases 258 to 1718 code for a protein of 486 amino acids. The record is from RefSeq and is a predicted model, not a curated record.
AACCAUCCUGUGAAAGUAAACUCAUUUUAAGUUCAAGGAGAAAUUAUUGGUUUUGCAGGAAAUGUGGAUAGCUAAAUGCUCCCUUGAUUUUCAUUUUCAACCGAAACAGACCGGCUGGGUUGAUAGAUCGUUAGCGACCUUCGUCAGUUCCAGCUGAGGAGUUACGCGAAGUCACUCCUCCAGAAGAGCCUUUUAAUUAACAAACUCGGUCAAGAACUGAACAGCUCUGGACUUUUUAAUGGUGAAGUGCAUUGACAAUGCUAUCCAGUUCUAACCCCGUGCCCAAGCUAUACCUCUCAGUUAUCGAUGAUGUGAUCGACAGCCUGAGGGAGCUCUUUCUGGAUGAGGGGAUGGAAGAACGUGUGCUGGAAGACCUGAGACAGCUGUGGGAGUCCAAGGUCAUGCAGUCGAAAGCAGUGGAGGGCUUCCUGAAAGACACCCUCAACCCAUCCAACUUCGUUCUGCAGCUCCCACCGAACUACACACAGACUCUGCACAAACCCACUGCUUCAGUAGUCAUUCCUGCAAGUCAAAAUGUUCAGAGUUUCACCUCUAAAGCGAACAGCACUGCUAGCCUUGCUACCUUCUCUCUUCCACCGGGAGUGAGCUACCCCGUUCAGAUUCCUGCUGGGGUCACACUGCAGACGUCGUCGGGUCACCUGUACAAGGUCAACGUCCCUGUGAUGGUGACCCAGGCCCCCGGGGCCAACCGCAUCCUCUCGCAGCCUGUGCAGCACAUGCUGGACCCCCGGGAGCCCCCAGCGCCCCAGAGGGUCCUACCCCCCACCAUCCUGCAUGCCUCGCCCCCUCAGGUGAAGGAUCUGUACGCCCCGCCCCCCUCCGCUGGGCCCCUCCUCCGCCCGCCUGUGGCACAGCAGCAGCCUCCGCAGCCUCAGCCUCAGCAGCAGCAGCAGCAGCAGCAGCAGGUUCUCCAGAACCAGUGCGCCCGGCCCCUCCCCCCCGCCGCCGCGCCGCCUCCUGCGGUCGUCCAGGCCCCGGUCCUGCCCCCGGAGAGCCCCGGAGACGAUCAGUUCACCCUGGAGGGCAUAGAGUUCAGCCCGCGGCUGCUGGACGCCGGCCUGGCCACGCCCUCUCUCUGCGACUUCCAGGCCUCGUCGGGCCAGACGCCGGCCUCGGGGUCUGAGGUCGGAGCUCGAGGGGAGAAGGCGGUGCUUAAAGAGGACGUGGGGACCUGGACAGAAAGGGCAGAGAACGCCAAAUCUGAGAGUCCUACCAAGCUGGAGGCGGGCCCACCGCUCGACUACAACCACAACGCGCUGGAGGACAUCGUGCAGCUGGACGGCGCCUGCGGCGGCAGCAGCUCGGAGGAGGAAGAAGAGGAGGAGGAGGAAGAGGCGGGCGAGGGGGACGGGGACGGCAUGACGGAGAACGAGUUCUUGGGCAUGAUCAACGCCGAGGCGUUGCGCUCCCUGCAGGAGGGGGAGGGAAGCACGGCCGGGGGCUCCUCCGACAGCUGCAGCGACGACGCCGACGGGCUCGCCGAGGAAGAGGUGGAAGAGGACCCGCUGAAUUCGGGGGAUGAUGUCAGCGAGCAGGAUGUCCCAGACCUCUUUGACACAGACAACGUUGUUGUGUGUCAGUACGACAAGAUCCAUCGCAGCAAGAACAGGUGGAAGUUCUACCUGAAGGAUGGGGUGAUGUGUUUUUGUGGAAAAGAUUAUGUCUUCUCCAAGGCUGUGGGGGAGGCGGAGUGGUGACCGAGGAGUGCUUGUUAGAUCCAGGCGUCCUGUAGGUCAACACAGCUGUGCGGGGAAACCAGACAUAAUGAGAAAACUUGCCUAAUGUGUUCAGAACUUAACCUAACGAGAGCACCGCCAGAGAUUAAGUCAAUUCAAGUCAGUGGGAAGGAACCGUGGUGACCAGCAAGCUGGGGGGGGGGGGGGAAGGCGGCGAAAGCCUUCUCCUGCCACAAAUGGAGCUUCUGGGCUCAGAGAGAAUUUAUAAUGAGCCAUUACUGUGAAUGGCUUUUUGAGUUUCCGUUUAUUUAUGUUGUUGUUUAUGUUGCAUGGUGUAAUGCCAUUAAAUUCAAAUCGAGCUUGUUUGUGGAGCGGCUCUGGGGAAUGCUAAUGAGGUCUGUACUUGCACAUUUAUUCAUGUGGUGUUUUCUGUCUGGCUUAAAAACCUUUCUUUUUUGAGCAAGCGAUGCAGACUGUUUACAUUUUUUGCUUUAUUUAUAGAUAUUUAAUUCAUUUUUUGAGUUUGUGUAUAAAUUCUGCUAAAUGGCGAUAUAGUGUGGUGAAUAUAUGAUUUUGGAAUCUUCAGCAGGUUAUCUGUUUGGGUUCGAUUGAUAGGAUUGCCUGAAGCCAAGGGGUGAAAUGUGACCUCAUCGUUUUCAAAUUCUCAUACAAGUUGUUUUGAUUCAGUAAAAUUCAAAUACAUUUGAAGCAUA